UCAACCUGAGUAUUAUAAACCGUAUGAGAGAAAUUACUUUACUUCCCUGAAACUCAAACGCUUGCUAGUGAAAAACAAGUGUUAAAUCGAUGACCUAGGUUGCUAAGCUAUUUUGUUGGUACCUACAAGCAAAAUGGCUACAAAGGCGACAACAAUAAAAGAGGCAAUAAAGAAAUGGGAAGACAAGACCGGGCUACAGGCGGCGACCGCCACGGAUGUGUCCUUGAUAUUCCAAUUUCCACCCAUUGAGAAAAUGGACAACACUUUGUCUUGCUUAGCAAACUGCGAGAAACUAAGCUUAUCUACGAAUAUGAUUGAGAAGGUCACAGGACUGAAUAGUUUUAAAAAGUUACGCAUUUUGUCCCUUGGAAGAAAUUACAUCAAGUCUUUUGCUGGUAUGGAGUGUGUCGGAGAAACGUUAGAGGAACUGUGGGUCUCGUACAAUUUGAUUGAGAAGUUGAAAGGGAUCAAUGUUCUACGGAAUCUGAGGGUCCUCUAUAUGAGCAACAACCUUGUCAAAGAGUGGAGCGAAUUCAAUAAGCUACAGGAGCUGCCGCACCUAGAAGACCUCCUCUUCGUGGGGAACCCGCUCUACGACGCGUGUGAGCUGGACACGUGGCGCUCCGAGGCGGCGCGGAGGCUCCCCAACCUGAAGAAACUAGACGGGGAAACCGUGCUGCGCAGUGACGACCCGCCACUCACUGUUGCUGAUAUGCAGCCUGAUGAUACCGGCGAUGGAGUGGAAACGCUGGUCAGUGCAGAAACCAAUGACUAAACUUCUCAAGGCGGUUAAAAAUAAAACAAAAAGUGACUGUAAAACUAAAAUAUUUUAUUUACACUUUAUUAUUAGGUAACCUACCUAUGAUUCGUACGUUAAACCUAUAGGCUACAUUAUUGUAUAUCUUCACAGAAGGCGAUUUUAAUAUUGUGC
Molecule: messenger RNA, 931 nt
Organism: Plutella xylostella (diamondback moth)
Lineage: Eukaryota; Metazoa; Arthropoda; Insecta; Lepidoptera; Plutellidae
Product: dynein axonemal light chain 1
Biological process (GO): outer dynein arm assembly
Cellular component (GO): cytoplasm
Molecular function (GO): dynein heavy chain binding; alpha-tubulin binding
Source: RefSeq, a predicted model, not a curated record